This is a messenger RNA of Stegodyphus dumicola, 1171 nucleotides long. Its product is annotated as transmembrane 9 superfamily member 1-like. NCBI's taxonomy places the organism in Eukaryota, Metazoa, Arthropoda, Arachnida, Araneae, Eresidae. Gene Ontology annotation, biological process: protein localization to membrane. The record is from RefSeq and is a predicted model, not a curated record. Gene Ontology annotation, cellular component: membrane.
GUACCCUCCUGAUGAUUGGCUCCAUGUGUUCGCUGAUGGUUUGACAGAAGAUGUUAUAAAAAACUCCAGUGCUGGAGCAUAUUCAAGUACUUUCAGUAUUAGCUAUCCUGCUGAGAAAUACUGUGACAAUGUUGAUGGACAGAUAGCAACAAUAUCAUUUGCAACUGAUAAAUUGAGAUACAGUCCUGAUCCCAAUUUUGUGUUUCUCAUUGAUUCUCAGACUGCUAUAUUGAAUUCUAGAGAAAACUUCGCCCUCCAGUGGAUUCUGACGCAUUGUGGCAGGCUGAUAAGACUUGCUAAAGCUAGUUCUCUGAUGACUCAGCCUGAUUCUCUUCUGCCUUUGCAUGACAUUAAAAUGAUUGCAAACAAUAAAAUUAAGAAUAAUAGAAUGUCCUUGUACAGCGAUGCAGCUGUGGAUAAGAGGCAGACUUAUGAGGACAGACUGAAAAAAUCCCAGAGUUCAUCUUUUUUCCCUAAAACAUUAGAGACAAGAGUAUUGCGUAAUGAUUUUGCACGUUAUAAUGUCGAUGUUGAUGAUAUAGAAAAUAUGGAAUGUGAUGAGUAUGGAUGGAAAAUUAUUCGGGGUGAUGUUUUCCGUUUUCCUCCCUACAGAAGUUUAUUUUGUGCCAUAUUAGGUGUAGGCGUUCAGUUUCUUUCAAUAGCUUUAGGUCUAGUUGUAAUGGCAUUGCUUGAUUUAUUUAAUGUCCAUAACCAUGGAACAAUGAAUGCUAUAGCUUUUCUUCUGUAUGCCUUUACAUCAGUUGUUGCUGGUUAUGUUUCUGCAUCUAUGUAUAAGCAAAUGGGAGGAAAACUAUGGGUUUGGAACAUAAAUCUCACAUCAUUUUUAUUUUCAGGUCCAUUUUUUAUAAUUUGGAGCAUUCAGAAUAGUAUAGCUUGGGCAUAUAGUUCAACACAAGCACUUCCUUUCACAACUAUUUUAUUACUCUUAGCAGUCUGGCUGUGUGUUGGCUAUCCUCUUUGUAUCAUGGGAGGUAUUCUUGGUAGGAAUUUGGCUGGAAACUUUGACAUGCCUGGCAGAACUAAACAUAUACCUCGAGAAAUACCACCUGUUAAUUGGUAUCAUUCUCCACCAGCUCAUUGUGCUAUAGGUGGAUUUUUACCCUUUAGGUACAGUUUAAUGCUGUUUUUCUUUUAUAAUAUUUUAGUUUAA